Molecule: messenger RNA, 3266 nt
Organism: Solenopsis invicta (red fire ant)
Lineage: Eukaryota; Metazoa; Arthropoda; Insecta; Hymenoptera; Formicidae
Gene: dmpd
Product: F-box only protein 28
Exons: 6
Coding region: 209-1627 (472 amino acids)
Biological process (GO): positive regulation of DNA-templated transcription
Cellular component (GO): nucleus
Molecular function (GO): protein binding; transcription coactivator activity
Source: RefSeq, a predicted model, not a curated record
GCCACGCUCUCUUCCUCUCUCCCCUUCCCUCCCCCCCUCGGCCCCUUCCCUCACUAUCUCUCCCGAUCUCUCUCGUUCUCGGCGAGCAGGCGGCUAGCUCUACACGAUCUUGUAGCGAGGAGAAAGAGAAGAUCGCGGGUGCAUCGAUUGCUCGCGUGCACAGGUCACCCGGUUUUGAAUAAACUUGCUUAUCGAAAAACAAAAAAAAAUGGUGUCAACACGUCAAUCAAGUAACAUGGGAAGCAAUGGUGGCAGUGGACCAGUUGGUGAAGUAGAAGUAAACUCUUUGAAAAAGCAUCAUUCUGUAACAGCUGGCACAUCUAACAAUGGAGCCACCAUUGAACCACGCAAUCUCAAUCUCUUGGAUUUACCUGUCGAGGUUCUUGAGAAGAUCUUUGGCUACCUAGGUUUCAAUAUGGUAGCACAUAUGCGCUUAGUUUGCCAUCAACUGGACCGCAUUUGUGGAUCAAUGCUGAAUUCUACGUUUCAAAAGCUACAAGCUCAAAUGUUGAGUCGUUUUCAAGCUAUCAAGGCACAAAUGCCUAGACGUGAAUCCGCGCGUCGGAAUCAUCCGUUAGCGUGCGAGUCGGACAUUAUAGAAACUUUGCAUAUGCGGCUCACCUUGUUACAAAUGAGUUUUGGCAAGCAUAUUGAACGGAAGCAUUGCUGCUUUUUUCCUGGUGAGAUUUUAGAUGAAGUUUAUCGUAUUCUUCAUUACAUAAAAGUUACUCCGAAAUUACAAAGACCUUACAAAGUCACAGACGAAUUGUUUGAUUUGAGCACUAUGGCUAUGGAAUAUUUCAAGGAACAUAUUGAACCAACUUUACCAGAAAUACCUUAUUUUGGUGCUGACUUUUUGGAUCUUGCAGGAACAUUCUCCUCUUCUAGUAGCGUGAGUAAACCAUUUAUGUGCCUGGAUUCUGCACCCUUGACCGUUGGGAAUGGAAAAACUGGCAAUACUGAGGAAGAAGGAUCUUCAUCGCAUUGCUCGGACGAUCCUGCACUUUUGGAAUCCAAUGUGUCACCGCCACAAUCGAAUAUGGUUUUGCGAAAACGGAUUCGCAAGAUCAAACAGGGCAUGAGACGAUACAACAGCCAGCUAACAUUAAUGCGCAGGGAUUUGAAGAGUUGCAAGGCGAAAAUUGCGGAUCAACAGAAGCAAAUCGUAGAAUACGCCACUCGAUUGGAUGAUAAUGAUAAGAAGAAUGAGGAGACGUCGCGAAAAUUCAGCACACUUCUACAGGAGUUGAACAAGUGUAAAACCGAACUACAAUAUUGGCGAUCCAAAUCACCAGCAAUACCAGUAUGCGUAGGUUGUGGCCAGUCAAUGCCAGUCCCCACAGAAGAUUUACAAGCUUUAGCCAAUCAGGGAGUGUUGCCGGAUGCGUUUGGUGAAGGGCAUGACUUCAUUCCCAUCGCAGAUGCUCACAGUCCCACCGAAGUGGUACAGCAAUCUGUAGUUACGCAAUCUCCAUCGACGCCGACGGUGGACAUGGCACCUCCAAAGGCUCCCGUGCCUUCGAUAUCCUUUAAACGGAAACCUACUGCAGAAGAAACGUCGGGUGAUGCCGCAAAAAAAUCACGUCGCACUGCCAAGUCUCGUCAGGCUAAGCGCUCAAAGAUAUAAAUUGAUAACACUGAUCAUGGUACAAAUAUUCAACCAGUCUUUAAUGGCUUUCCGAAAAAUAGGAAACUUUCUAUAAUGGUUUAUGCGCGUUUCUUUAUGUCAGCAAGCCGAUAUGAUCUUAGAAGAGUACAAAAUUCCUCACCGAACGUCCUGCAUCUCGCGCAACGAACCUCGUUUUGAAAAUUUCAGCCGUAUUAAUUAUCGCGAUUGUCAAGAUCGCUAGUUGAUUUUUUAAUUAUUUCCGGAUUUAUCGUCGCCAGCAUUUGGCGCACAUAAAUAUUCUAAAGAAGCCUAGCCGAUCAUUCGCUUUGCUCGUAAAGCAACGUCUAUAAUUAUACUUUAUCGAAUUCUUGUUAGAAUUCUUUUGUUUUUUUAAUUAUAUUGUCGCGGUACACUUGAAGAUAAUAGAAAGUUAAAAUCAUGUCAUGUUUGUCUUUGUCAUGCAUUUAACAGCGGUAUCGCACGAAAGAACAUAAUAUGGCAACGAGCAUUCGCCUUUCAUUUUGCUCUUUGAUCAAAAAUGUGCAGUGGCUCGCAUCUUAUUUUUAAAAUGAUGACCUUUAAUAGAAUGUUGAUUGGAUAUCACAUUUUCAACAUUUUGAUCAAAUAGGACAAUACAAGAACAGAGAAAGCAUUGAAAUUUCAUAAAGCAACUUAAACACAAAUCGAAUUGGUGCAAACCAAGUAAUUCUUAGAAAUAUUGUUAAUUUAUUCAAGCAUUUGGAUCACAUCCUCUAUAAAUUGAAUUGAUAUAAAUCAAGUAAUUUUUAGAAAAUUGUAACUUUGUUUCGAAUAUUUUGCACUCUCUAUGACACAAUAUAACUUGUGGUAACGCAUACACAAAGAAUUUUGAGAUGGAAUCUUUAGUAAAUUUUAUUUUCGCGAUAAGAAUUAAAUAUGUAAAAAUAUUUGAAAUUGCGAUCAUUCGUCUUGGUAUUGCAAAUACACUGUAUUAAUUCGAUUCGAUAAAUUAUACUUGCGCAAAUUAGACAUUUAAUUUUUUUACAAUCAUUGAUAAAUGUUUUCUGGUUUAGCUACACAUAAUUUGUAUUUCAUAUUCGCAUGUUUAAAUCGAAUGAAUUGUGUGGCUGGAUAAAAUCAAAAAAAGUUUUAAUAAUAAAAGUAUCGUCCCAGUAUUAAAACACGAAACAAUCAGAAAAUUAAAAAAUGAAUUUACAUCGUACUAAAGAGCAAAAUGUUGAUGGAUAUCUGGAAAGGUGUUAGUUUAUUUUUAUGAAUGCGCCAUUUUACCAAAAUAAUUACGAGAUGGCGUAUACAUUGCAAUAUUAAUAGAAAUAGGUAAUUAUUUAUAGGAAUGAUUCUAUUUAGAAAAAUUGGGUAUCAUGCCAUUUUUUGUAUAUUAUGCGAAAAAAAUGAAAUUUUGUUAUAAAUAAAAUUGUCAGAAAUUUGUAUUUAUGAGAAUAUGUUCCAAAUUUAAAAUAAUGGACGUUCACGUUUAUAAAGUAUAAAAAUCAAGGAUAUUUGCAAUCGGCUCCGGUAGUUGAUGGUUUACCUUGCUCGAUAAACAAUUAUUGGUAUAGUAGAAACAAUUAAUGUCUUAUUUGCACCGAUUACCCAAUUAAUCUCAAAGCAGUGUAGUUAGAUAUUGUGAGUUAUUCAUGAUGAUACUUAUAAAAAA